Molecule: messenger RNA, 6481 nt
Organism: Chinchilla lanigera (long-tailed chinchilla)
Lineage: Eukaryota; Metazoa; Chordata; Mammalia; Rodentia; Chinchillidae
Gene: Sash1
Product: SAM and SH3 domain containing 1
Molecular function (GO): protein binding
Source: RefSeq, a predicted model, not a curated record
GGACCCCGAGCCGGACGCAGGCUCUUCCGAGGCGUUCUCCAGACUCUGGGCCGACGUGAUGGGCAUCCUGGACGGUUCCCUGGGAAACAUUGAUGACCUGGCGCAGCAGUACGCAGAUUAUUACAACACCUGCUUCUCAGACGUGUGCGAGAGGAUGGAGGAGCUGCGGAAACGGCGGGUUUCACAGGACCUUGAUGUGAAGAAACCCGACACCAGCCCCACAUCACUUCAGCUGCGGUCCCAGAUCGAAGAGUCACUUGGCUUCUCUAGCACCGUGUCAACACCUGAAGUGGAAAGAAAGCCCACUCUUCAUAAAUCAAACUCUGAAGACAGCUCUGUAGGAAAAGGAGAUUGGAAGAAGAAAAAUAAGUAUUUCUGGCAGAACUUCCGAAAGAACCAAAAAGGAAUAAUGAGACAGACUUCAAAAGGAGAAGAUGUCGGUUACGUCGCCAGUGAGAUAACAAUGAGUGACGAGGAGCGGAUUCAGCUAAUGAUGAUGGUCAAAGAGAAGAUGAUCACCAUCGAAGAAGCACUGGCUAGGCUCAAGGAAUAUGAGGCCCAGCACCGGCAGACAGCUGCCCUGGACCCCGCCGACUGGCCAGAUGGUUCCUACCCGACUUUUGAUGGCUCAUCCACCUGCAAUUCAAGAGAACAAUCGGAUGAUGAGACUGAGGAGUCGGUGAAGUUUAAGAGGUUACACAAGCUGGUGAAUUCCACUCGCAGAGUCCGAAAGAAACUAAUUAGGGUGGAAGAAAUGAAAAAGCCCAGCACUGAAGGUGGGGAAGAGCUCGUGUUUGAGAAUCCCCCAGUCUUGGACGAAAGGGCCGCCCUUUACUCUGGAGUGCAUAAGAAGCCCUUUAUCAUUGAUGGCUCUCCCGACAAACCUCCUGAAGACGACACUGACUCGCUCACUACAUCUCCAUCGUCCAGCAGCCUGGACACCUGGGGAGCUGGCCGGAAGUUGGUCAAGACCUUCAGCAAAGGAGAGAGUCGGGGUCUGAUUAAGCCCCCUAAGAAGAUGGGGACGUUUUUCUCCUAUCCAGAAGAAGAGAAAGCCCAGAAAGUGUCCCGCUCCCUUACAGAGGGGGAGAUGAAGAAGAGCCUCGGGUCCCUGAGCCACGGGAGAACCUGCAGUUUUGGAGGAUUUGACCUGACCAAUCGUUCUCUGCACGUUGGCAGUUCUGACCCCAUGGGAAAAGAAGGAGAUGUUGUGUACAAAGAAGUCAUCAAAUCACCCACUGCCUCCCGCAUAUCUCUCGGAAGGAAGGUGAAAUCGGUGAAAGAGACAAUGCGGAAGAGAAUGUCUAAGAAAUACAGCACCUCUGUCUCUGAGCAGGACUCAGGGCUCAAUGGAAUGCCGGGCUCCCCAGCCUCUGCCCAGCCUGACUCUGAACACAUGGACAAACCCAAGCUCAAAGCUGGAGGCUCUGUGGAAAGUCUUCGGAGCUCUCUGAGUGGGCAGAGCUCAAUGAGUGGUCAGACAGUCAGCACCACUGACUCCUCUGCCAGCAACAGGGAGAGCGUCAAGUCAGAAGACGGUGACGACGAGGAGCUGCCCUACCGGGGCCCCUUCUGUGGGCGUGCGCGGGUGCACACCGACUUCACCCCAAGUCCCUAUGACACAGACUCGCUCAAGCUCAAGAAAGGAGACAUCAUUGACAUCAUCAGCAAACCGCCCAUGGGGACCUGGAUGGGCCUGUUGAACAACAAGGUCGGCACCUUCAAGUUCAUCUACGUGGAUGUGCUAAAUGAGGAAGAGGAGAAGCCCAAGCGCCCCACCAGGAGGAGGAGGAAAGGGAGACCUCCCCAGCCCAAAUCCGUGGAGGAUCUCUUGGACCGGAUCAACCUGAAAGAGCACAUGCCCACUUUCUUGUUCAAUGGAUACGAAGACUUGGACACCUUCAAGCUCCUGGAGGAGGAAGACUUGGACGAACUAAAUAUCAGAGACCCGGAGCACAGAGCUGUUCUCUUGACGGCAGUAGAGCUGUUACAGGAAUAUGACAGUAACAGUGACCAGUCUGGGUCCCAGGAGAAGCUGUUGGUGGACAGCCAGGGCCUGAGUGGACGCUCCCCAAGAGACUCGGGCUGCUACGAGAGCAGCGAGAACCUGGAAAAUGGCAAGACUCAGAAAACUGGCCUCUUACCUGCCAAGUCAUCAACUGAGUCCAGCUUGAAGCCUUUCCACAGGAAUCAGCUGGGCACCUACCCGACCUUGCCUUUAACAAAGUCAGUGGAUGCUCGGAAGCAGGGAGAGGAGAUCAGGCUGGGCCUUGGUGGUGCCCCGGUCACCUCCAAGCACUGCGACCCACCUCGUGUGACUGGUGUGAGUAAAGACCGAAGAAGCCUCCCGGUUUCCAUCUGUCGGAGCUGUGAGACCCUGGAGGGCCCCCAGACUGUGAAGGCAUGGCCCCGAUCCCACUCCCUGGAUGACCUCCAGGGACAGCCUGAUGCUGGAAAAGAUGUGCCUACUGAGGGGACAGACGCCUCUCCUCAGGUUGUACCGGAAGUGCCCCAGAAGACGUCCGCCCCCACUGCAAAGGUCCAACCUCCAGGGCGAGAUUCUGCUGCCAACAAUGCCUCCCUACUGACCCAAAGCCAGAGAUGUCCUGACUCUCAGAAGAUGACGCCCUGGAAAGCUGAAGGCCCCCCCGCAGCCUCUUCCUGUGGCACUUCACCUCCUCAGUGUUUGCCCAGAAACUAUGAGACUCAGCUUCCUGGAGUCAGGCACAGCUUAACAAGGACGUCUCUUGAGGGUCACAGGAAAGGACAUGAUUUUGAAGGAACCCACCAUCCCCCAGGCAUAAAAGAAGGAGUAGAUACAGAACAGAGGGUCCCUGAGGCAAGGACACAGCCAAAACACUCUUCACAGCCUCCACCUGUUCCUGCCAAAAAGAGCAGAGAACGCCUUGCCAAUGGGCUCCACCUUGUUCCUGUGGGCCCUGCAGGGACCCUCACCAGCCCAGAUGCUCCAUGUUUGCCAGUGAAGAAGGCCAGCCCUAUUGAUGGUCCCUCAGCACAGGUGUCCAGGUCUCCCUCGGGGCAGGAGCCUGGCAGCCCGUCAUGUAGCAGGCCUCCGCCGUGGCUCUCGGAGCUGCCCGAGAGUGCCAGCCUGCAGGAGCAUGGUGUGAAGCUGGGCCCGGCGCUGAGCAGGAAGGUGUCCUGCAACCGGGGGGUCGACCUGGAACUGCUCACCGAGACCAAGCUACUUGCCGAAGGCAUUGACCUCACAGAAGAGCCGUACUCUGAUAAGCACGGCCGCUGUGGGAUCCCUGAAGCCCUGGUGCAGAGAUAUGCAGAGGACCUAGACCAGCCUGAGAAGGACAUUGCCACCAACAUGGACCAGAUCCGGGUGAAGCUGCUUCGGAAGCAGCACCGAAUGGCGAUCCCAAGUGGUGGGCUCACCGAAAUCUGCAGGAAGCCCCUCGCUCCUGGAUGCAUCACGUCCGUGUCAGACUGGCUCAUCUCCAUCGGCCUGCCCAUGUACACCAGCACCCUCUCCGACGCAGGGUUCAGCACACUGAGCCAAGUGCCUUCUCUGUCGCACACUUGCCUUCAAGAGGCCGGCAUCACAGAGGAGCGACACAUCAGGAAGCUCGUGUCCGCAGCCAGACUCUUCAAACUGCCACCCAGCCCCGAGGCCAUGUAGCCGGGCCCAACAUGGACCCCCCGACCAGAGCCAGCCUUUCCCUGUGCUCGUGAAGCUGAUGCAAUUCCUUCAUCAUGGGCAGACUGACCGGGUCCAGAAGAAAGGCACCCAGAGGGUAUGAGAGGAGAGAGCAGAGCGCCUUGUUUCUGGUUGUGCCCUUGCUCCCGUGUUGGUCACCCUGCAUCAUGCCUGAGCCAGACAGGCUUAGCUAGGCCAAAGUAACAGACUCGGGAAUUAUUAUAUACUAUAGACUAUGCUCGCUUCCUCAGAAGUUAGAACAUCUGUCUGCACCAGGAAAAGCAAAGUCCUAUUCUCCUUUAGGUAAACAAGAGACUUUUAAAUAAUUGCUUUCUAGCAAUCAGCUUUUAUUUGCCUUAAUAUCAGCUUUCAAGCAGUUAUCUGUAACUAGUGUCCACAACCCUGUAACCCUAGUUCCAGAUCUUCAGCCUAAGACUGCCAUGUGACAUGUCUGGGAUGUUUUCAGCAAAAAUUGGCUUUUCUAAUUGUCUCAUCCUAACAUGGCUUGUUUUGUAGGGGUGACUGUCAGGCACGCAUUUCAUGUUGGCUUUCAGUGUUUGAACUAACUGCAGCCUAGUAAAAAGUUAUCUGAAAUUGACAAAGAUAUCUGUGUGGGUGUGGGUGUGGGAGUGUAGUAACUGCCUUUCAUUUUAAUCAGUUCAGUAUUGUACCACAUUGGUCACUAUAGCAGUAUUGACUUGGAAUCCUGACCAUGUCCAUUGCAAAAUUCAGCCAUCUGCUAAGAGGUGGCGCUUGCAGAAAGCCAGUGUAGGGUUAAAUAUUUCAGAAAGCUGUUUCAAAAAAGGGAAAUAGUAUAAUUUUGUUGUUUUUGGUUUUUUUUAGUUGUAUAAUUAAGAUAUUGUUAUCCUUUUUUCUUAUUUAGAUAAUUCUUUUUGUUCAAACAGAUUUGUUAGGGAGCCAACACCACGCUAGCCAUGUGUUGAAUAUUGCAUAUUUUCAAUUAUUUUCCAACUGAUUUCAGCAUAUCAUAUCCUGUUUUAGUCUCAUGUCUCAUUUUCUAGCACAUAGCAAAUUUAGACAAUAUUAAGGUUUCCAUUCCUUACAAAAUGAUUUUUCCUUCACAUUCUUAAUCAUGAGCACUAUUUGAAGCAUCAAAUAUGAUCAUUUACAAUAGAAACACUUUGAACAUAAGACCUUGAUCAAAAGUUCUCUAAUGUUUCAUCUAGUAUUAAAUGAUUUCCCUCAGGGAAGUGGGAGAAGUGGUUUCAUUAAUUAUAAAGCCAUCUUUACAUGCUUUAUAUAUCUAGAUUCAUGUCUCUGAGGAAAAGGACAUUCUCAGGUGAUGUAUUUUUUUCAUGCAUUGGUGUGCAUUUUUAAAAAGUUAUAUGUUUCUUCCAUGAAUUUUACCUUCUCUAAGAUGCCAUGUGAAGAAAUUGUGGCAAUGCUGAAUAAAAAGGCAAAGCCACCGAAUUUCUGUGGAAUUCUUAAAAAGUUCCAGCAAUAUUUGUACGCUUAGGUUGUGGCCAUAGCCCAUUUGGAAGGUGGUAGGGCUGCAGGUCCUCGGGCUAGCUACAGCACUCACUAGCUGUCAUUUGUGGUGGAGGUGGAGGACAUAAAACAGGCUUCUCUUCUUGCUUUUGGAAUACUUUGGCUUGGCUUCCGGACAGAGUUUGCUGCUCAUUUCAGCUGAGCCAGAAGACCGCAUGAAGGUCAAGUUAGAGGCAACAAAGGAGGAGGAGAAAUCGCAUGGGAGUUUUCCAGUUUUAAUUUGUUCUCAGCCUAGAGCUUUUGUUUCAGUAAAACUAGCACCAGAGAUGUUGAAAAUGUCAAACCAUAUUUUUAUCACUCUUGGAAAUCAUUGCCUUUGCAUGGAAAAUUAAAUUCAGGGACCACAAAUAAUUUUUAGCACGAACGUCUGAUUUGAGAGGGCUUGGUUGUUUUUACUUUCUUUUAAAUUUUUUUCUAAACUAUCUCUAGUGUCUGAUCUUCUUUUGUUUUAAAUUUUUAAUUUGAUCUGAGAAAAGCCUGAACGUGUGACAGUUGAUUGAGGUGGUUUGGGGCUGCCUGUGGAUGUUGAAGGUGGUAAGUUUUAGCAAUAUCUAGUUUUUAUCAGUUGCGUUUGGUACAGCAUUUGAGUAAUGAUAAAAAUUAAUGUCUUUGGAAAGCACAAAAGAAACCUGGAAAAGCAGUUUGGCUCAGGUAGGUUUACAUGUCGUUGUGUGUAAUUUGUAGCGUCACAGCUGUCUGGAAGGAAAUGCAGCCAGUCCCAACUACUACUUAGAUUCCCAAAUAAAGCAAAUAGCUUUUCACAGCCUUGCCUUACUCAGAGGCGCUUUUCUCUGUCCUGACCCCAGGUGUGGUUGAAAUUGGAAAUGAUUUGUCUAGUAGAAAUCACUCUUUGACAUAGCAAAGUUUGCUUUCAUAACUGCAGUGAGAGAGGUCAGUUCACCAAGUCACUCCUGCAUGUGCGUACUAUAUUAUGUUCAGAAAAAAAUAUAAUCGUCUGAGUCCAAGGUAUCUUGAUUUUAAAUUGAGAAUACUGUCAAGCAAGUUAUAUAACAACUAACAACAUUGCACUUUCUGUAUAUGAAAUCAAUAUUUAAAUAACUUAUUUUUCUCCAUUGCUGUUCUUAAACAUUGUAAGUAGCUGUAAUAUACCAGUACCAAUAUGUUCUUGCAAUUGCUUCAGCCCAAGAAAGCUGUGUAUUGUUUUAAAAACUGUAAAAAAUAUUGUGAUGAUUCAUUUAGCAAAAAGAAAGGUGGACAGAAGGGUUUUCCUAUGUAUCAAAAUUUGUCUAUAAUUAUGUCAUCUAUGUACCUAGAAAAAAAGUAAAUAAAUUUCUUCAGUUGAAUCUG